UCGAGAAUCCCCGCCCUCCGCCACUCCCGCGCGCUCCGCUCUCCGCCGUCCGUUCCCGUUCGCCGCCCUCCUCCACCACCACCAUCCUCGCCGUCGUCGCUUCUUUCUUUAAUAUAAUCAAUCAAAUCCUCCACGAAUUCCGAUCCCCACUAAUCCCACCGGUGAUCCCUUUCCCUUACGCUAACGAACCAUGAACAGUCGUCGCCGCGACUCCUCCACCACCACGCCCAAUCGCUCUCCUGCCUGCGGCUUUAGCGGCGCCUUUUCUUCAUCUCCUUCCUGGCGUUCCGUUCGGGCUUGGUCGUCGUUCCUCGGUUCGAUUUGACCGCCUCCGCCUCUUGAGCCGGUCGAGCUGCUGUUGGCUUGCUGGCUCCUGGCUCAUCGGUGUUCUCGCGUUCGUUCGGGGAUUAUUGGCAGCGUAGUUUACUUAUCCUGUUAUUAUCCAGUUCUGCUCUCUGCACCCCAUGUAACAAGUUUGCAGGUAGGUCCAUAGCUGCACUGACAGCGAGCACAGCGAGCACAGUGAUCUUUACUAAGAUGCCACAUUGGUGAUUGUUGUAAUUAUAUUGUUCAAAGGUAUAUAAGGGGAAUGUUUAAAAAAAUCAAUACAGAUUUGUGACAGCAGAUAGCGAUUAUGGAAGGUACAUUAAUCAGGACAAUUCGACUCAAAACGGGGCAAUGAGCAAAAGGAUUCUUUAACCGCACUUCACAGAGCCUUUACCGAUAUGGAGGCUUCAUCUCAUGAUCCAGCAGCAGAAAAAUUAAUUGGACAUGAAGAUGAUACAGAAUUAACGCCUUGCGAAGGUAUGGAGUUUGAGUCUGAAGAUGCUGCAAGGGAUUUUUACAGCUUGUAUGCAAGACAAGCAGGUUUUCGAAUUCGGAUCAGCAGGUAUACUCGCUCUCGACGUGAUAACUCAAUCAUUUCUCGCCGUAUUGUAUGCUCAAGGGAAGGAUUUCAUGAAACUCGGAACUGUGAAAGCCUCCACCCUGACAAAAAACAGCAAGAAAGGACAGGUGCUAGAGUUGGUUGCAAGGCUAUGAUAAUGGUUAAGAAAAUUGGUCCUGGUAAAUGGGUAGUUACCAAAUUUGUGAAGAUCCAUAAUCAUGGAUCAGUUCCACCAAGAAAACAUGACAUUAGGUCAGCAGAUCAGGACCUCAAUCCAAUUGAAAAUCCACAUUCUAAUGAUGUGGAACCUAUUGAGGAGCCGGUUGAGGGUAUGGAAUUUGACUCUGAAGAAGAUGCGAAAUCGUUCUAUAUAAACUAUGCAAGGCUUAAUGGUUUUCGUGCACGUAUUAGCAGGUACUGCCGUUCAAGGCGUGACAACUCAAUCAUUUCUCGCCAGAUUGUGUGCUCCAAGGAAGGCUUUCGCGAGGUUCGAGCCAAGAAAGAGAUUACAGACGAUGGGAAAACGAAGCGCCCAAGAAUGAUAACUAGAGUUGGUUGCAAAGCUAUGAUUGUAGUCAAAAAGAUGAACUCUGGAAAAUGGAUGGUGUCUAAAUUUGAGAAGGAGCAUAACCACUCGUUGUUAUCUUCUAAACUGGCCCCUAAUACAUCAAACAUUACUUCUGAAGAAGUUGCUGAAUUUACUGGAAUGUGUUCAGAUCCAAAUGAAGUGAAGGCUGAAAGAUAUGGUGCAGAAAUUCAAUGUAAUUCUACAGAUUCACUUACUGCACUUUACAAUAACUUAUGUCAGGAGGCUAUAAAAUUUGCAAAAGAGGGGUCAGUCACAGAAGAUAUUUACCAUGUGGCGAUGUCUGCUUUGAAAGAAGCUGCAGUGAAGGUUGCUCAAGUCAAAAGUUGUCACCCAGUAAUGCAAGAGCCUACCUCCAAGGUCCUACAGGUGAAAACUAUGGAUGCUUCGCAAUGUUCAGAUGAGGUCAGAAAGAAAAUAACAUCUCAACAGCUCAAGCUUUUUCAAGAGCCUACCUCCAAUCUAGUGCUUGUACCUACCAACCCUUCAACUGAUUCAGGCACUAAUUCUAACAACAGUGCUCAGUUAUCAUGUGCUUUCCCCGCAAAUGAGGGGCAAGGCAGGGAUGGAUUAGAACGUUCUUAUUUGCAUGCUGAGGACAGAAAGCAUGACUCUUCCGAGAAAUAUCAGAAUUGCACUUCCAAUCGAGCAACACAAGGAAAUCAUGCAAGUCUUCGUAGACCUUCUGAAGAAACUGGAGUUGCUAUUCCUGCAAUACCUCUGACGCUGUACAUGCCUGUGAUGAGGAAUUCACCUGGAGGUUCUGCUGAUGGACAGUACAAAGUGUUGGCUGCACCUAUCGAAGCAGUUCCGAUUUCAUACCGUCCUGCGGAACCCAUCAGACAGCCAAAACGAAGUUAUGGUAAUAUAGGCCCAUUGCCAGGUGUUAUGUCUGAACUGACCAGGCGAGGAGAAGGUCCAAACUCUCUAGUACAUGCUACAGCUGUUGCUUGUGGUGCUCGUGUUGUUCCGCUUCAGGAAGCAGCUUCGUUGAUCAAGGCCAUUGAGUCCAAGAUCAGAUCUGGAGGGGCCAAGAUAGCAAGAUUACCUUCAAGCAGCUUGAGGCAUCUACUUCCGGAGGCAGACUCCAUGUCAUCUUCUAGUGAAGAUGGUGAGGAGAAUGACCACAGUGAGCAACUGGCAGUGAAUGCCGAAAACUACUGCCGUGAUGAUCAGAUCUCCAAGGAAAUGAGAUUGCAUGGUGAGCCGUCGUCAGAGUUGGAAACUGAUUCUGAGAAUGGUUGAAGCUGAAAAUGAAAACCAUGAUACUGCUGAUUGCUGACAGAUUAUAACUGAAGGAUCAUUGGAUCAAAGUUGUCUGAAGAUGUACUUUUUUGAUUGAUAAAGCUGUAUGAAGAUCGAAGCUACCCUGCAAUGUUUAUACCAUAAUUUAGAACAUUUGUGUAUAAUUGGUUUAGGAUUCUAACCACUUGUCUGAGUUCAAUUAUAAUUGGGUUGGAUUUGUAAAAAAGGGACUACCCAUACAGCGUUGGUGGAUAAUCUGUACAUGAACUACAAUUAUGGACAGCAAAGAUAAUAGAAUUUUUAUAAUUCCA
Lolium perenne is the source of this 3028-nucleotide messenger RNA. RefSeq lists its product as uncharacterized. The record is from RefSeq and is a predicted model, not a curated record. NCBI's taxonomy places the organism in Eukaryota, Viridiplantae, Streptophyta, Magnoliopsida, Poales, Poaceae.